Solea solea (common sole) is the source of this 6774-nucleotide messenger RNA. RefSeq names its product leucine-rich repeats and immunoglobulin-like domains 2 (gene lrig2). The record is from RefSeq and is a predicted model, not a curated record. Lineage: Eukaryota; Metazoa; Chordata; Actinopteri; Pleuronectiformes; Soleidae. The transcript has 18 exons. The coding region runs from base 603 to 3761 and encodes 1052 amino acids. Gene Ontology annotation, molecular function: protein binding.
CUCAUUGCUGUGAAAAGUGAAGGUCUUCCACCAAAACAUUGUUCAGUGCGAUCCAACUAAAUCGAUGCAAUGGUUUGACGGACUUAGAUGUUGACCAAUAGAAUCCCUGUAAACAUGCUAGAGAGGGGCAGGAUCUCGGAUAUCCCAUAUCAUCAUCUCAAAGCGCUUUGUUGUUCCUUCGGGUUAGUAAGACGGAGAAAAACUGUUCGAAUUUAGAGGAGAUAACACUUCCCCCGGUUAACUUUAAACCGAACCCGGUUAAGUGUGAUAGUAAACCGACGCCCUAUGGUACAAAGUUGCGAAUUUGUGGGACUAAAGCAGCUCGGUAGUGAGGUAGCAUUAGCCUCCCCGAGAGGUUGUCCAGAUUGGAGCGGAAGGAAUUCAGGCUCGAGGAAGAAGGAGAAAAUCUUCUGGGAUGCCUCGCGCAAGUUGGAUAAAACUGUAUCUUACAGUUCCACCUGGAACCACAACACUAUAAACCCGAAGUAUGAGCGUGUCCGGCUGAUAUUACGGUGAAAGAAUAGUUUCAUGGUGGUUUUGUUAUCGUUAGCGUGCCAGUUUAGCAAGUUAGCCACGUAGCCUUCAGCAGGAAGACAUUUAAAAUGGCGGAGGGUUGGCCCAUUCCUUCGGCCCUUGUCUUCAUGCUGUUCGGUGUGAGUGCCUGGGCCCUGGAGAGUUGCCCGGCUCCGUGUUUGUGCUCGGAAGGGCAAGAUGAUGUGCGUGUCCUGGACUGUAACAGAAAAAGGCUGUCGACGCCACCGCUGGACCCACCAGAUGGGAUAACCCAUGUCACCAUGAAUUACAAUGAGCUGGCUGUUCUUCCAUUUCUUGGAGAUGUUUCUUCAAACAUCACCUCACUGUCACUAGUUCACAACAAGAUCUCAGAACUAUCAAUACAUCAGUUGCAGCCCUACAUUUCAUUGGAGACACUGGACCUCACAUCAAACUCCAUCUCUGAGCUUAAAGUUGGAUCCUUCCCUAACAUGCAGCUGAAAUAUCUGAAUUUGAGUAACAACAAGAUCAGCAUCCUUGAGCCUGGUUGCUUUGAAAACAUCUCUAGCACCCUGCUGGUGCUGAAGCUCAACAGGAACAGAUUAGCAGCCCUGCCAUCUAAAGUCUUCAGGCUUCCACAGCUUCAGUUCCUUGAAAUGAAGCGUAACAAGAUAAAGAUAGUGGACAGCCUAACAUUCAAAGGGAUGGACUCACUGAAGUCACUGAAGAUGCAGAGGAACGGCAUCAGCAAACUCAUGGAUGGAGCCUUUUUUGGACUGAACAACAUUGAAGAACUAGAGCUGGAGCACAACAACCUAACGGAGGUCAACAAAGGUUGGCUGUAUGGCUUGCGCAUGCUGCGUAUCCUGAGGGUCAACCAGAACGGUGUUUUCAUCAUCCGACCAGAUGCCUGGGAAUUUUGCCAAAAGCUGGAAGAACUAGACUUGUCCUUUAAUCAUAUGACGAGACUUGAGGAGACGGCAUUCGUAGGAUUAAGUUUCUUGGAGAGCCUGAACCUGGGAGAGAACUCAAUCAGCCAUUUGGGAGAGGGAGUGUUCAGUGGCCUGUCAAGUCUGCGUACCCUCGAUAUCCGCAACAAUGAAAUUUCCUGGGCCAUUGAAGACUCCAUCGGUUUAUUUGAUGGAAUGAAGAAGCUGAACACAAUCAUUCUCCAGCGGAACAAAAUCAAAUCAAUCACCAAGAAAGCGUUUGAGGGCCUGGAGGAGCUGGAGCACCUGGACCUCAGUAAGAAUGGCAUCAUGUCGAUACACCCGGAGGCGUUGUCCCACAUGAAGCUCAAAGUGUUUGUCCUGAACACAAGCAGCUUACUGUGCGACUGUCACAUGCAGUGGUUGGGACCCUGGCUAACUGACAGUCGGUUCCAACAGUCUGUGACUGCCGUCUGUGCUCAUCCUCCCAGUCUACUUGGUCGCAGUGUCCUGACCAUCAGCCCUGAAGAGUUUGUUUGUGAUGAUUUCCCCAAGCCUCGGAUCACCACUCACCCAGAGACGUCUGUGGCGCUGCGGGGAAACAAUGUGACUUUGAGCUGUGUUGCCUCCAGCAGCAGUGACUUGCCAAUGGCUACAGCUUGGCGGAAGGAUGGGGAGGUGCUGUAUGAUGCUGAAGUGCAAAACUUUGCCCAGUUUCAGGAGGGAGAGCUCAUCUAUACCACCAUGCUUCACCUCCUCAAUGUCAACUUUACUGACGAGGGGCGCUACCAGUGUGUGGUGUCCAAUCAUUUUGGCUCCAACUACUCCAACAGAGCCAAGCUUACAGUCAAUGAGAUGCCGUCCUUUCUUAAGACUCCCAUGGACCUGACAAUCCGGACCGGGACUAUGGCCAGGCUCGAGUGUGCUGCUGAAGGGCAUCCAUCGCCCCAGAUUGCUUGGCAGAAGGACGGUGGCACCGACUUUCCUGCUGCCCGAGAGCGAAGGAUGCAUGUGAUGCCGGAUGAUGACAUCUUCUUCAUUGCUAAUGUGAAGACGGAAGACAUGGGCAUUUACAGCUGCACAGCUCAGAACGCAGCUGGCAGCCUGUCUGCAAACGCUACUCUCACAGUCCUGGAAACUCCAUCAUUUGUGCGACCACUGGAAGACAGAACUGUGGCCCGUGGUGAAACCGCCGUGCUUCAGUGUAUAGCUGGAGGGAGCCCCGCCCCCCGUCUCAACUGGACCAAAGACGACGGACCUCUGGUCCUUACAGAGCGCCACUUCUUUGCUGCUGCCAACCAGCUCCUUAUUAUUGUAGACGCUGGUCCUGCCGAUGCAGGAAAAUACACCUGCAUCAUGUCCAACACUCUGGGAACAGAGCGUGGCCACAUCUACCUUGGCGUCUCGCCGUCGCCAAACUGUGAUACUGGUGCAGGGUACAACCAGGACGGAUGGACCACUGUGGGUAUUGUGGUCAUUGUGGUGGUGUGCUGUGUGGUUGGAACCUCACUGGUUUGGGUCAUUGUCAUCUAUCACAUGCGCAGAAAGAGCGAGGACUACAGUAUCACAAACACAGAUGAGAUGAAUUUGCCAGCAGACAUCCCCAGCUACCUGUCCUCUCAGGGUACACUGUCAGAGCCUCAGGAAGGCUACAGUAACUCCGAGGCUGGCAGCCACCAGCAACUCAUGCCUCCGCUCUCCAAUGGAUACAUCCAUAAAGGGACAGAUGGUGUGUGCUAUGGAGACAUGAGCAGCGAAGUGGAAACAGAAGGAAACGGCCUGCUGCACUGCAGGGUCGGAUCUUUGUUCACCGGCCGGAGCAGUUUCCACCCUGGGGAGCCCCGUGAGGGAGUAGCUGCAGUCCCCACAGGUGGCGCAGGUUCGCUGGUCAUCUGCUCCGACUGCUACGACAAUGCUAACAUCUACUCCCGUACACGAGAGUACUGCCCCUAUGCCUAUAUGGGAGAGGAUGAGCUGCUGGACAAAACAUUACCUGACCUGAAGGAGAGCUUUAGUGAGCAUGCCCAGCACAUGGACACGACACUGGAGAACCUCAUAAGCAACCAGAACUCCUCAGUCUUCCUUUCCUCACACGACAAAAGGUUGGGCAGCCACACUCCCCUGGACCACACUAAUGAUUUCCUCGGCAGGUCGUUCUGGGGGGAAGAUCUGUGCCAGCAUCCAGUGACUGUUCACAGGACGCCUCCUCUGACUUCCACUGCAGAUGGAGCAGAGGAACAGAGUGAAGCGGACGUAGACUACUUCCCCAGCCAAAGCACACAGGACCACAGAAGUGCCUCUAACAGGACUAACCCUCAGGAGCAUUCUGCCCCCACAUAGGUCCUUACACUCCAUGUUCUGCCUCUGACUUAUAAUUGCUGCACCCCUUCCCUCCUUUCACCCACUACCUCCAAAGAGACAAGUCGCUCUCUGCCAAAGAUGCUCUCUUGUAUGUUUACAUUCCCCUUUCACAAAAGAGGACACGGUACAUUCUCCACUGUGGAAAGGUCGCGACUUUGGGCUGGAGAGACGGACUGGUGAUUUGAGUGACCUCCUCUUUAACACCUCCACCUCUGCAGGGCCUCUCUUUCCCACAUCCUCUGCCACUCUUCUCUUUUCUCCUUAUGGAGAAAGCUAUGAAUGUAUGCUUUAAAGAGCCACGUUGGAUGGGAUCGUCCUUGCUGCUGUGGGGCUCAAGAUGUACGGCAGCGCGCUACACGCUGGCAGUUUGACUUCCUGACGUUCAGGGUACAGACGUCUGUACAAAACUUUAGUAGAAAUUACAAACUAUCUUCUCCCAACUGGGAAAAGGGGGUUUGAACGGGGGGACAGUUGUAUUUCCCUCACCAGCAGAUUGUGGUGGUAACUCUCCCUAAGAACCUUGAAAGCAUAUGUCCCACAUUCCCACAGCGAUUCUGACGGACUGUGAACUAUACUAUUUAGUAUCCUAUUAUGCAAAUUUCAGAGACAGUGAACACCAAAAUGUGGUGUAUAUUAUGAAUAUAUAUGAAUAUAUCCUACAUCCUCUUUAUCUGAUUUCGUUUUUUGUCAUGUGUCAAACACAAUCGUUAGCUCCUUCGCUUUACAUCUUCAUAAUCAGUUUGGGGGAGGAAUCGUGAAUUCUCAUUUCCCUCAAUCAGGUGACAUCAUGGCUUAUACACAGUAUGCACUGAUAUGUUUUCCCGUUUUCCUCAUGUCUUACAUGCACUUAAUUAAAUGGUGGCAAUGUUUUAAUGCAGUGCACGUGCUGUGAGCUUUGCUCUUUGAAACGCGUCGCACUGAUCUCGACCGCUUAUCUGAAACGGGGUGGGUGCGAUGCGAUGUAUGGGAGCAGCGUUAAAGCCUCUUACGUUAGCUGCUAAGAUGGCUGACACAGUUGUGGAGAGGUCUCUUCGAUCACUAUGGCAACAAAAUUAAAUGUGCUGGAUUGUAUAUUAUUUUUUUUUCUCAAAAAUACAUCAACUGCACUUACAGUACAGUGUUUGUUCAUUGAAGACUACGUUUAUUAUAUGAUUAACAGGCUGUGGUAAAAAGUUUAAUUUAUUCAUUCUGUGCUACGUCUACAGGUGUUUUAGUCAAACGGAAUUGAAAAUGAACAGAGAGAUUUCAGACUCGCUUGCAGAUGCAGAUCGGCGCGUGGAUGUCAGGCUGUACAUCGUCAGACUUUAUCGUAUAGAUUACUCUCAAAAAUGUCUUUCGACAAAAAUUGAUUACGCUGAGGUUCUCGCUUGGUACUGUGAAAAAUGAGAAUGUAUUAUUUUAUACAUGUAUGUAUGUUUGUAUGUAUGUGUACAUAAAGCACGUUAUGUAUUAAAUUCCAUGUCUUACACGUCCAUUGUCAGAGAGGUUUGAGACGAAGGCUGCAGUAACUAAUGUCUUCAUGGACAUUAUGUGUGGUUUUUUUUUUGGUUAUAAAACAACAUUCUCACAGUUAUGAAAUGGCCCCCAGCUUCAGUAAAUUCUUCUUUCUCUAAAUGUCAGCAUUUGCUUUGAGGAUGUUUCAGUGGUAACUAUUUUCGAAGAAUGUGGACCUGUUUGAACAGGUUUUUAUGUCUGUUUACUCUUCAUUUCUUUGUCUUUGUGUGUGGUUCUCAGAAAAAAUCCUUUAGCAUGGGCUAGACCAAUGACUCUAAACUGUAAACAAAUGCAUUCUGUACAUGCAACAGAUCUAAAAGUUGAGACUAAAAACUGCUUUCUAACAUUCUGUCUGCAACGUUGAGUGUAAAGUUUAAAUUAGUCCUAAGUUGGAUCAAAAACAGAACAAGAACAAACACAUUUUUCAGGGUGUCGUGGGUAUGACGUCUCUGUUAUAUUUUCAUUAUGUUAAUGAUCGUUUCUGCCACAUUCUGCCUUUUUAUUUUCCAUGUUCUGUUUCUUUCUUUGGUCUCUUCUUUGGUCAUGGUACACGGCACCAAGUGUGAUUUAAGAUGUCUUUACCCUUUCCAUAAUGACACAAUCAUCAUGUUACCAUUCUGUGACUUGACUUGUUUCACUGCGCUCUCACUCUGUGUGCCCCCACAGGCAAGUUGGUCUUAAACUGAGGUUUGGUUGGACACGUUGUUGGCAACUUGCUGUCCUGAGAUGGUAAUAUCUAUUUCCUCUCUCAUUCCACAAUUAAUAUUGCACUUGAUACCAAGGGGAAUUUGGAGAAGCUACUUUGUUUGUUUAAUGCAUGUUAGAACUUAAACACACUCAGCACUAAGCAACAGACUUACAUUUUAAAAACCAUGCACCUGGUGGUUUUUUACUCAUACAAAACUAGCAGUUGUGGAUUUUGACAAACAAACCUGGAUGCUUCAUCUCCAUGCAUUUUAGUCGCAUUCCAUUUGCACAAACAAGCUAUUGAUAGAUUUGAUCAAUAAUUACUUUGAUGCAUUGAAAUCUCCACCUCCUUUACCACAGAUAUUACAUUUUGUUCUUGCCUCUCAUGUUUUGUCAUGUUUGCCGUCAUCAGAUCACCCUAAGCCUACAUAAUUCUCUUACCUGACAUUCCUGAGACCCGUCAUGUUUAGUCCCUCAUCUCACUGGAAGGAGAUUCUCGUCUUUUACUCGCAGUCGUUUUCAUUGCCUCUUUUUAGAAAAUGCGUUGCUGUUCAGUAUUUAUUGUUUUCUGCCAACACAGCGUAACACAGUGUAUGUUUGUAUUGUUUUUCAAUCUCUGAACGUCCUUUUAUGACUUAAAACCAAAGUUUAGCAGUAACUGCUCUGGCAAUAUCAAAUGCUGCUUUUUUUUGUAUUUUUGUUUUCACUUGUAUUUUUGGACUUUUAUUUCCCUGUACAUUCUGUAAAGCAUGUCUAUAGAGCCCUUUUGUUACAUAGCUAUUACUCAAACAUUAAACAAGAAUUCUGAUUA